GGCUAACCCUAAGUCGAGAGUCUUCUGAGUGCAACAUCUUGGUUGAUCAUGAAUCUCACAACCGCGUGUCCUCUGAAUGCUGCGACGAAACACGAGUGGUACAUCGCAACGAAUCGCGUCUCCCGGAAAGAUCGGCAACACCCACCUGCGUGAGCUUCUCGACUACGAAUCAUACACCACAGAAGUCGCUCAAGAGCAUCAUCACCGCGCCGCCAAUCCCUUCGUCGUUGACCAGCACACCCUUCCUCAUCGCCUUGCGCACUUGACUCUGCUCCUCCUCAACAUUGCUAGCCACCUUUUGGCAGUGAAGAUGGCAUUUUCAGGUGCAUUGACCCUGACCGAUCUCAACGACUACCUCGGUCCAUCACAGGCUUGCAUCAAGCCAGUGUCAGGCGACACGGCAAAGCCGAAUUCUGAGGCGGCCAAUGUUAUCAGCGAGGCUGGUGGAGCUAGCACAGCCAUAAGCAUAGAUGCCGAUGGCUCCUACUACGAGUCGCGCAGUAGCGUACACAACGAUGGCGGAGUCAGCAGCACAGCAGCGUCAGGAUCUACGAGCGACAAUCAGCCGAGAGCGAGGACAAAGCUUGAGACUGCGCAGAUCAGUCUGGACGAUUGUUUGGCCUGCUCCGGCUGCGUCACCAGCGCUGAAGCUGUGCUGGUUGGCUUGCAGAGCACAGAGAGCUUGAUGAAGACGCUGGAAGAAGUUCGAGAGCUGCCCAUUGCGGGUCGACCGCUGCUCGUGGCGUCCAUAGCGCCCCAAGUCCUUGCCAGCUUCUCCGCCCUGUACUCUCACCGAGCCUCCUCAAGCGGCGCAUCCGCAACUCACUUGAGCCUGCCCACCAUGCUUGCCCGCAUCGCCCACUUUUUCAAAUCGCAGCUCGGCUUCGACGCGGUGUGCGACACGACAUUUGCGAGGCACUUGUCCCUCCGAGCGCACGUCAGGGAGUUCAAAGACCGCAAAGACAGACAAUCGAGAGCGCCGGACAAUGCGAAUGGCAACGCCACACCUUGCCUUCCUAUGCUAGCAAGCGCUUGUCCAGGUUGGGUGUGCUACGCCGAAAAGACGCAUGGAGAGCUUCUUCCGCUCCUAUCGCGAACUCGUUCUCCCCAGCAGAUAUCCGGCAUCCUCGCAAAGCAAAUCAUCCCUGCGGCCGCAACGCCAGCGUCCAGCACAGCCUCGAAUCGGAGCGGCAAGACUCGUCAAGUAUACCAUCUCUCUGUAAUGCCCUGCUACGAUAAGAAGCUAGAGGCGAGCAGACCUGAUUUCGCCCACGCCGGGGCAGAUGGACAGAGCGUCAAGGAUGUGGACUGCGUGAUCACGGCAGGCGAGUUGGACAAUUUGAUGAAGGAGCAGGGAUUCGACAUCACGGCUUCGAUUUCUCCAUCGAACGCAGGCCUCGCGCUGCUGCAAGAGGCUGAGAGCACUGCGGAGCGGCCCAACCUUCCGCCUUCACCACCCGAAUCUGAAGCAGGAGCGGACCUGGACAUGGCAGCAACCUCUGUUGCCACUCAGGAUACCUCUGACCCAGCGACGCGUCCAUCGAUGCCCUCGCUUUUGCCACACGUGGGCAGCUCUUCCGGCUCGUAUCUGUUCGCCAUUCUCGCUGCAGUAUGGACCGAUCAUCUCUCCACCCUCUCACCCGACUCAGCACAGCCCGCGUUGGACGUGCGCACCAUUCGCAACGCGGAUUAUACCGAGUACGUCCUUCGUGAUGAGGCUGGAAGCGUCCUCUUUAGGGGUGCGACGACGUACGGGUUCAGAAAUCUGCAAAAUUUGGUGAGGAAGUUGCAGAAGCAGACUGGAUUGAAGAGCAAAGGAGCAUCAGCUGGCAUCGUUGAUCCACUCAGCAGGAUCGGAGGUGCGAGAAGUGCAAAAGGAACGAAUAGGGGUAGAGGCAGAGGAAUGGUCAAGCGAGGACCAGCAGCGCGGGGAACCGCUCAGGCAGGUGCUGUUGCUGCGUCGCCCCUUUCGGUGGCUGCCGAGGACGAUGGCAGCUACGACUAUAUUGAAGUCAUGGCCUGCCCUGGAGGAUGCGUGAAUGGAGGUGGACAGUUGCGUCCGCCCACCUCAUCCGCAUCGGCGAAUGAAGAACAGUCGGAUGCGCAAGCCACGUCCAUUGUAGCUCGAACACUGCAAGCGCAGAACGAUGCGGCAGAGAUGCAGGUGGAUGGAGUGGACCUGCCAAAAGCCAAGAUGACCGGCUACGACACGCCAGAUACGGACAUAUUUUCGCUGGCUUCGGAGCGCAAAGACGAUGGUCUGGUGGAUCUUGGGGAUGAGACAGCAUCGAUGGAGCAGCCAGUCAAGGGAUGGCAAGGAACAUCGAGGGAGUGGGUCAGAGUUGUUGAAAACGCCUAUUGGCGCAAAGACGACGUCGAAUCGCCCGACGAUGGGUUGUCCUUUGGAAGCGCUCAUGCAGUCCAAGCUUUUGUCAAGGACCGACAACAACUCGGCGAUCCUCGACUUUUGAGCCACGCCGUCUCGAAAGCUUUGCGCGACCAUGUCGCACCUCUUGCUGAGAGCACAAAGCAGAACAUCGAAAGCUUGACGCGAGACUACGAGGAUAGGAUACGCUCGCUCAAUGAUGGUGCUGGAGAGGACAAUUUCUUUACGCAGUACAGAGCGGUGCAGGACGAGGCUGUCAGCGGUCUUGCUGUGCAGUGGUGAGCCAGCUAGCAUGGCGUUGCGCUCCUCGAGCUUUGUGCAUUUCCUCCUGUAUCGUCUGCGACACGCAUUGGUCACCUUGCAACGAUGCACUUUUCAAUUGUACCCUGAUGGAAGCGCAAUCCUGCACGACCGACUACAGCAUCAGCAUUCUUGUUCUCGUUUCAUCUAUCUUACAAGCACGCAUGCCCAUGGAACUUAAAUCGAAAGUCGUACGUGAUCGUG
Molecule: messenger RNA, 2890 nt
Organism: Ceraceosorus guamensis
Lineage: Eukaryota; Fungi; Basidiomycota; Exobasidiomycetes; Ceraceosorales; Ceraceosoraceae
Product: iron hydrogenase
Exons: 2
Coding region: 77-2668 (863 amino acids)
Biological process (GO): iron-sulfur cluster assembly
Cellular component (GO): cytosolic [4Fe-4S] assembly targeting complex
Molecular function (GO): 4 iron, 4 sulfur cluster binding
Source: RefSeq, a predicted model, not a curated record